Tympanuchus pallidicinctus (lesser prairie-chicken) is the source of this 4385-nucleotide messenger RNA. RefSeq names its product prominin 2 (gene PROM2). The coding region runs from base 1635 to 4109 and encodes 824 amino acids. Gene Ontology annotation, molecular function: cholesterol binding. The record is from RefSeq and is a predicted model, not a curated record. Lineage: Eukaryota; Metazoa; Chordata; Aves; Galliformes; Phasianidae. Gene Ontology annotation, cellular component: apical plasma membrane; cilium; prominosome. The transcript is spliced from 24 exons.
AUUUUUGAACAGGAAAUCAUUGCGGUAACAGGAAAGUGGUGGCGGUGGGCUUCUGGCCUCCAUUCCUGGGCCACAGGACAGGCUCCAGACCUAAAACCUUAGAGCCAAGGCUCUGCAGGGCUGACACCUGGAGCAGAAGAUGCCCUACAGUGACCUGGGUAGGCACAUGCUGGAGUCCAUCCAGGCCCUGUGCCCAUCUCAGGCAGUACAAACGCAUCGGUGUCCUGGGGGCUGCCUCUGCCAGCCCCAUCCCGUCCCCUCUAAAAAGCACCUCACCCCCAAAAAAGCCUUUGUUGGGAUACAGAAUUUUUGGGAUGGAAAAUUAGGAUGUAUUUGGAUAGUGAGUGAUUGUCGGGAAAGGAAAUCACUGGGAUGGGAUUAUUUUUUUUUUUUUUCUUCAUUUAUUCUCGUUUCUCUCAUGCAGCACUUCAUUAGGGAAGCUUCCCAUGCCUGCCCUGUGAAUUGGAGCCUGGAUGGCCACCAUGGAUGGGAGCAGAUAGAUGGAUGGAGGGGGAAUCUGCUCCUGUCCUGCUGUGGGCACCCAUGGGAGAUGCAGGGAGUGCUGGGAGGAGCCGUUCCCACGGCACAGGGAAGCGGGGGCGGCCAGGGCUGCUUUGCAGUCAUAUAGACCUAUAUAGAUGCCUUGCAUGUAAUUGCUCUCCCGACUCCAUGCUUUUCUGGUCCUGGGAGUUUUGUCCUGGGACAGGAAUCAGCCAAGCCUGUAGGUCCAGGGCAGGAUUUUCCAGUCUGAUGCAUCUUAUUCCCAGGAGGGUUAUAAAGGGGGACUGUAAGAAAGAAGGGGACAGAUUUUAGCAGGAUCUGUUGUCGUAGGAUAUGGGGAAAUGGUUUCUAACAGCAAGAGGAGAGAUUUAGGCUGGAUGUAGGGAAGAAAUUUGCAGUGAGGUUGGUGAGGAACUGAAAUGUGUUGCCCAGAGGGAUGAUGGAUGCCCUAUAACUGGAGACAUCCACGGUCAGACUGGAUGGAGCUCUGAGCACCUGACUGAACUGUGGGUGUCCCUUUUUGUUGCAGGGAGUUGGGCCAGAUGGCCUUUAAGGGUCCCUUCCAACUCAAACCAUUCUAUGUUUCUUUGUGGAGCAGUGCGUUAUGCCAUCUGCUCCACAAAGUUGCUGCGUCCAUCCAUCCCUUGCUGGGGGAAAAGCACCUUUUUUGAAGGAGGGACCACACUGCUUUGCAUUCUGUCCCAAAGGGAAACUCCCUCCCUUCCUGCCAUCCUUGUCACUAGAGCUCAGCUCCUCCUAUGGAGCAGGACGUGCCCAUGGGACAGCUGGGGACGAGCCUUGUCCAAGCCCAGCCAAGGGGAUGCUGUUUGCAGGUGAGGAGGGAUCUCUGCUGCCUGCAGGGCUGAGCAUGGCGAGGGACGCAGCGCUUGCAAAACAGCCCUGGGAUGGUUUGGGAAGGUUUGGGCGGCUCAUCACCCCGCCUUGCACAGCCUGGCCAAGCCCAGACGCCCCAGGGAGGCCGGGGGAGCAGCCACGCAGCGUCUGGGCUCGGCGGCGGCCAACCUGUCAGGCAGGUUUCCUUGGAGCAGCCGACGAAGCCACCAGGGCCGGGCAUGCCCCUCCGUGCGCUCGCAGGCUGACGGCCGCCCGGCUCUUUCCUCACCACCGAAGCCAUGCGGGCAGCCGGGCUGCUCCUCGCUUGGGUGCUGCUGCGUCCUGCUGGCGCCCAGCAGUGCCUCCCCAGCAGCCCUGCUGGUGUCCUCCGCUUCACCGACACCCAUGCUGAAAUCCGAGUGCCGGCGCUGCACCGCGUGCCCAGCUCUCUUGACCCCCUCUAUGGCCUCGUCCGACACUACCUGGACCUCAUCCAGCAGAACCCCCUACCCACAGAGCUUCUCAGGGCAGCCCUGAACAACCCCAGCUCAGUGCGGGCAUCACAGGUGGUGCAGUACGAGCUGGGCUACGUCAUUUGUGCUGCGGUGGCUCUGCUCUUCACUGUGGCUGUGCCGGUGGCAGGGCUGUGCUUCUGCUAUUGCCGGAGUCGGCGGCGGUGCGGGGGCCGCCUGCGUGCCCAUCGGCGUUCCCUGGCCUGCCGGCGCCGCUGCCUCCUUGUCUGCCUCUCCAUCACCUCCAUCAUCAUCCUGACCAGCGCCAUCUGUGCCUUGGUCACCAACCAGCGAGUGAAGGAGCAGAUGGAGCCGGGGCUCGGUGCUGUGCCGGCCACGCUGCGCACACUGCGGCAGCACAUUGCCAACAUCCCCCAGGGUGUGCAAAUGGCAGUGGACCAGUUUGAAGUGCCCCGGCAGCAAAUAAUCUCUGACCUGGGGGGGGUGAGCCGCAGCGUGGGGCUCUCCAUCCACACACAGCUGAAGGCAAUGACCUACGCAGCACUGGCAGACCUGCAGGACAGGGCGGCAGACCUACAGACCUCGCUGCACCAUUUACAGAUUCUCAACAAGACGGUCCGAGUGCUGACAGAGGCACGGGCUGAGCUGGAGCCGGCACUGCAGGAGCGACGGCAGCGUGUGGUCGCACUCCUGGACGAUCCGCGCUGCACCUCCUGUGCCAGCGUGCUGGGCAGGGCACAGAGCCUGCAGCUGGGCGCUGACUACAGCAAGGUGCCCUCGGUGGAGAAGGUGUUGAAGACGUUGGUUGGUCUGCCCCGAAGUGACUUUGCAGAGAUGAUUCGGCAGGGCAAUGGUACUUUCAAUUCUAUCCCAGAGCUGGCUGUGGAGAGGAUGGCACAAGUGAUCCAGGAGCUGAGGGAGGAGAUGGCCCAAGUGUCAGAGAAGGUGCAGACCAUAGCCGAUGGCUUCCCCCUUCCUGACUACACCCGGCACGUCAACAAAGCCCUGCUGAAGGCAGAGGACAGGAGUCAGCCUUUCCUCCGGGAGGUGGAGCGCUUCGAGUGGUACAGGUGGGUUGCAGGCACGGCGCUGUGCUCCAUCGUCCUCCUCAUUGUCGCCUGCAAUGUGGCUGGGAUGGCUCUGGGUGCAUAUGGACUGUCCAAGCGGGAGGACCCAAGCGACUACGAGUGCCGAGGAGAAGCCGGUGCCAAGUUUCUCAUGAUCGGCGUGGGCCUGGGCUUCCUGUUCUCCUGGCUCCUCAUCCUCAUGGUUUUCACCACCUUCGUGGUUGGGGGCAACGUCCAGACGUUGGUUUGCAGGAAUUGGGUCAACCAGGAGAUUUACAAGUUUAUUGACACCCCUGGGAACCUCCCUCCAUCCAUGAACCUCACCCAGCAGCUCAACCUCAGGAGGGAUUCCAACCUUACUGCUGCAUACCGGGAGUGCAAGAGUGGCGCGGGGCUGUGGGAGGUGCUGCAGCUGGAGAAGUCCUACGACCUGGAUGAGCACCUCAAAAGCCCUAAGUACACGGCCAACUUCCAAAAACGCCUGGCUGACUUCACGGCACAGCUGGGGGAUGUGCGGCUGCUCCGCAGUGAGGGCAGGAACGACCUGGAGACCUUUGCCCGCAGCGGUGUGGAUGAGGUGGACUAUGGGAGCUUCCAGGAGGAGAUGAAGAUCCCUGUGGUGCAGACCAGCCUCCCUGCUCUGGCUCGGAGCCUGGAGGGGCUGCAGAAGAUGCAGAGGAAUGGCACGGUGGCGGGACGGCUGGCUGCUGAGGCCAAGGCUCUGUGGCGGAUGCAGAACUCCACGGUGCAAACUCAGGAGGCGCUGGUGGUGAAGCUGGGGGAAAGCGUCCGGUUCCUUUCACGCUUGGCACCGCACCUUCAGGACCGAGUGAAGACCACGCUGGCCACCAUUGCAUCAGUGGAAGCCCGGCUGCCUGUGCAAGCCCAGCAGAUCCUCCGGCAGGAGAUUGGCUGCUUCACAAGGAAGGAGCUGCGCUACUUUGCACAGUACCUGCACUGGGUCGGACAGACGCUGAGGGAGGAUGUGGCUUCAUGCCAGCCUCUCGCCACAGCCCUUGACAACGGGAGGGUGAUCCUGUGUGAUCGCAUUGCUGACCCCUGGAAUGCCUUCUGGUUCAGCCUGGGGUGCUGCACCUUCUUCCUCAUCCCCAACAUAAUCUUUGCCGUCAGGCUCACCAAGCAUUUCCGCCCCAUCCGCAACCGGCUCAUCUCUACAGGCUCAGAGGAGACCUGUCCCUUCCACAUCCCUCGCGUCACGGCGCUGAAGCUCUAGGUCAGGCUCUGCAGGGACACCCGUCUCCAUGCGCUGUAGGGCUCCAGGUCCUUGCAGCACCUCUUCCUCGGUGUCUGAGUACCACCAGGGACCUCCCUGGAGCCUGGCUGACCAGGGACCUCAGGCAGCGUCCCUGCAGCUCCUUCUGACUGCUGGCUCUCCUGCUGCACACGCAGACCCCGCUGCGAUGCAUGCCUGGCUCCCUCUCGCCCACUGCAGCCCUCCUGCAGCAGCGCCCUGCAAUGCUUCUCCACUCCUGGGAUGGAGCACAUUAAA